AUGUUUACCGCAUUUUUCCGGAAGGUUUCCUUCGAAGCUCAUCUUGUGCUGAAUUUCGUCCUCCGGCUCAUUCUAAUUCUCUACGGGGACUUUAUGGAUCAGCACUCGGAGGUUCCUUUCACGGACAUUGACUAUAAGGUGAUUACGGUUGGAGCAAAGCACGUCCUGGACGGGAGGAGCCCCUAUAAGAGUCACACGUAUCGCUAUUCUCCCCUCUUGGCCUACCUUGUGAUUCCAAAUCAUCUCCUGCAGCGGAAUUGUGGAAAAAUCAUCUUUGUCUUCUUCGACUUGGCCGUAGGGGUGCUCAUCAGGAGCAUUGUGAACAAUGAGUACCGCAUAAUCUACCACAAGAAUGCCCAAGUAAUGCUGGAAGCACUCCCAGUGGGUCAGAGAAAGGGUGCCAAGGGACGCAUGGAGGAAGCCGUUGAGACGGUUUUGCGGAAGAAAAAAUCCAAAAUGGCCGAAUUGUGUGCCUACCUUUGGUUGUACAACCCCCUGACCAUGGUGAUUGCAACACGUGGCAAUGGGGAUGCCAUUGCCAGCUUCCUCAUCCUCAUGGCGCUGUAUUUUGUCCAGAAACCCAGACUCAGCGUCUUUAAUUGCAUCCUUGCGGGUAUUUUUCAUGCAAUUGCCAUUCAUUUCCGCCUCUUUCCCAUUGCCUUCAGCCUCCCGUACUACCUCAGUGUGUCCGGGAAGAGUUUCAAGACAACAAAGGAAAUCCUGGGGGGGAUUUUAUCACCAAAUACCCGUCAGGUGGCUCUCGUUGUGGCAACUGUGGGAACACUAGUCAGCAUCACGGGGAUUUUCUACACAAUGUACGGUCAGGAAUUCCUCCAGGAGACCUAUCUGUACCAUCUGACGAGGAAAGAUGUUCGCCACAAUUUCUCCGUCUUCUUCUACAUGCAGUACCUCCGGGCAAAUGUACCCGGAAGUGUGUUGGAUAAGAUUUUUACAACAACUCCCGGAUUGCUGGUACUCCUGGCACUUUCCCUGACUUUUGGGAGUAAACGUCAAACGUUGUCCUUCUGCCUCUUUGCCCAGGCAUUCACAAUGGUGACAUUCAAUUCCGUCGUGACGUCGCAGUACUUUGUGUGGUUCCUGGCCCUACUGCCCAUUUCGGCGAAGAAUGUCUCCCGGAUGGGUGCAAAAUCAGCCAUUGCCUACACCGUACUGUGGUUCCUGGCUCAGGCAGCGUGGCUCCUGUCGGCUUACCUGUUGGAAUUCAAAGGAUGGAAUACCUUUGAAUUUAUCUGGCUACAGGGACUCAUGUUCUUCACCGUUAACAUCUUCAUCCUGCAGCGCUUAAUUGUCAACUACCACACUCCCAGUGAAUUGGCGCCAAAGCAGAAAUAGAGCCUUGAGAAUGAAAUGUAGAAAUAAAAUAAAUAUAGUAGAAAAAAAAA
Lutzomyia longipalpis is the source of this 1403-nucleotide messenger RNA. It is a transcript of the gene PIG-M, whose product is annotated as GPI mannosyltransferase 1. Bases 1 to 1353 code for a protein of 450 amino acids. Gene Ontology annotation, molecular function: GPI mannosyltransferase activity; alpha-1,4-mannosyltransferase activity. Gene Ontology annotation, biological process: GPI anchor biosynthetic process. The transcript is spliced from 2 exons. NCBI's taxonomy places the organism in Eukaryota, Metazoa, Arthropoda, Insecta, Diptera, Psychodidae. The record is from RefSeq and is a predicted model, not a curated record. Gene Ontology annotation, cellular component: glycosylphosphatidylinositol-mannosyltransferase I complex; membrane.